This is a messenger RNA of Manis pentadactyla (Chinese pangolin), 1852 nucleotides long. It is a transcript of the gene GNA14, whose product is annotated as G protein subunit alpha 14. Gene Ontology annotation, molecular function: G-protein beta/gamma-subunit complex binding; guanyl nucleotide binding; G protein-coupled receptor binding. NCBI's taxonomy places the organism in Eukaryota, Metazoa, Chordata, Mammalia, Pholidota, Manidae. Gene Ontology annotation, cellular component: heterotrimeric G-protein complex. Bases 65 to 1132 code for a protein of 355 amino acids. Gene Ontology annotation, biological process: action potential; phospholipase C-activating dopamine receptor signaling pathway; adenylate cyclase-modulating G protein-coupled receptor signaling pathway. The transcript is spliced from 7 exons. The record is from RefSeq and is a predicted model, not a curated record.
CGGGCGGCGGGCGGAGGAUCGCGGCGCUUGGGGGCCUGUCGCCCCGUCGGGUGCAGCGCGCGCCAUGGCUGGCUGCUGCUGCCUGUCCGCGGAGGAGAAGGAGUCCCAGCGCAUCAGCGCCGAGAUCGAGCGGCAGCUUCGCCGGGACAAGAAGGACGCCCGCCGCGAGUUCAAGCUGCUGCUGCUGGGAACUGGUGAGAGUGGCAAAAGCACCUUUAUCAAGCAAAUGAGAAUCAUCCAUGGAUCUGGUUACAGUGAUGAAGACAGAAAGGGGUUCACGAAGUUGGUCUACCAAAACAUAUUCACCGCCAUGCAAGCCAUGAUCAAAGCCAUGGACACCCUAAGGAUACCGUAUGUGUGUGAGCAGAAUAAGGAGACUGCCCAGCUAAUCAGAGAAGUGGAAGUAGACAAGGUCUCUGCGCUCUCCAGGGACCAGGUGGAGGCCAUCAAGCAGCUCUGGCAGGACCCCGGGAUCCAGGAGUGUUAUGACAGGAGGAGGGAGUACCAGCUGUCAGACUCUGCUAAAUAUUACCUGACGGACAUCGACCGGAUCGCCAUGCCGUCCUUUGUGCCAACGCAGCAAGAUGUGCUCCGCGUCCGCGUGCCCACAACUGGCAUCAUUGAGUAUCCAUUUGACUUGGAAAACAUCAUCUUUCGGAUGGUGGAUGUUGGUGGCCAGAGAUCUGAAAGACGGAAAUGGAUUCACUGUUUCGAGAGUGUCACCUCCAUUAUUUUUCUGGUUGCUUUAAGUGAAUAUGACCAGGUCCUGGCUGAAUGUGACAAUGAGAACCGCAUGGAAGAGAGCAAAGCCUUAUUUAAAACCAUUAUCACCUACCCCUGGUUUCUGAACUCAUCUGUGAUUUUGUUCUUAAAUAAGAAGGAUCUUUUGGAAGAGAAAAUCAUGUACUCUCAUCUAAUCAGCUAUUUUCCAGAAUACACAGGACCAAAGCAGGAUGUCAAAGCUGCCAGAGACUUUAUCCUGAAGCUUUAUCAAGACCAGAAUCCUGACAAAGAGAAAGUCAUCUAUUCCCACUUCACAUGUGCCACAGACACAGAGAAUAUCCGAUUUGUGUUUGCUGCUGUGAAAGACACAAUUCUACAACUCAACCUGAGGGAAUUCAACCUAGUUUAAAAGCUGCUGCCAUCACCCCACGCCCUGGGCAGUACACCAAGCCCAUUACUGCCGGCCACAAGGACAGAGAUGGGUGUGGGCACUUCUAAAAUAUUUGAGUUUAGCAAAUCUUUCUUUGGUCUUUAUUCCCAAAUUGUUUUUCUUUUUCUUGACUUUUGGCUAUAAGAUUUAUGUAAUUUUUGAAUUUGAUAUUUUAUAAAAUUUUUAAAAGCCACUCUGAUUUACUUUUAAAAAAAUAUCACUUAACAGAGGGGUCUGUUAAUUUAUAGAUCAUGCCAUGAGACCUCUAAUUAUUUUGGGUGACAUUUUUAAAAUUGCCUAUAAUUUACAGACAUUUUUAAUUGACUGUUUUUCUCUCUUCAUGUUGAAGUAUGAUGCUUCUGACAUGCCACCAAAGAUUUUUAAACAGUUGGCUUUUUUUGUAUUAACUAAGUCAAAUUAAAGCCUAUAUCAGUACAUCUCAUUUCGUUUUGCCACAAUUCGAUCAAAGUUGACAUCAGGUAAACAGGCUCUCAAAUGUGUAUUGUUGUAUUGGUGGAAAAUGUGUGUAUAUAUUCCAGUGUAUAUGACCAAGUCUUUGAAACUUAUGAAAUAGCUGAAAUUGUCCGACAAAUAUAAUGUAACCCCUGCCAAAGUUUUGAUGGCCAACACAGAUUUGCUGUUUGAACCAUGUAUGCUGUGCCUUUCUGAGGAGGCUAAGAAUAUACCAUUCUGCCAUUA